GCGGAUGAUUUGAACAAGAAGGUGCGUAUCCUUUGCUGGGUGAUGACAACACCUGCUAACCUGGGAAUAAAAGCGAAGCAUGUCAAAGCCACCUGGGGCAAGCGCUGUAACAUUUUGCUGUUCAUGAGCUCAGAAAGCAACCCGGAUUUCCCUGCAAUCGGACUGGAAACCAAAGAGGGCAGAAAUCAGCUGUACUGGAAAACCAUUAAAGCCUUCCAUUAUGUGCACCAACACCACGUCAACGAGGCCGAUUGGUUUCUGAAGGCUGAUGAUGACACCUACGUCAUCAUCGAAAAUCUCAGAUUCCUGCUUUCAAAGUACAACCCCGAUGAGCCCGUGUACAUGGGCAGGCAUUUUAAGAUGUAUAACAAACAGGGCUACAUGAGUGGAGGAUCUGGUUACGUUUUGAGCAAGGAAGCAUUGAAAAGAUAUGUGGCAGCCUUCAAAGAUAACACCUGUCGUCAUACUUCCUCUGUUGAGGAUGUGGCACUGGGAAAAUGUAUGGAAAUACUCGGAACUGCACCUGGAGACUCCAGAGAUAACCACUUAAGAGAGACAUUUUUGCCUGUUUCACUGAGGAAUCUUUUGGUAAAAGGUCGUUAUGGCAAAGACUUCUGGCUCUGGAAGUUCACCAAUUACACAGCUAAAGACGGACCUGAGUGCUGCUCUGACUUGGCAAUUUCCUUUCACUACAUAAAUCCCGAGUUCAUGCACAUUCUGGAGUUUUAUAUUUACCAUCUGCGUGCUGUGGGUUACAAAUACAGAAAAAUUACUUAUUUCCCAGACCCACCCAAAGCAUUAGAACUGCCCAAGGAAGGGAAGAGCAAGUGGGGAAGAUAA
Messenger RNA from Pristis pectinata (smalltooth sawfish), 840 nucleotides. Its product is annotated as glycoprotein-N-acetylgalactosamine 3-beta-galactosyltransferase 1-like. Gene Ontology annotation, cellular component: membrane. The coding region runs from base 43 to 840 and encodes 265 amino acids. The record is from RefSeq and is a predicted model, not a curated record. Lineage: Eukaryota; Metazoa; Chordata; Chondrichthyes; Rhinopristiformes; Pristidae. Gene Ontology annotation, molecular function: N-acetylgalactosaminide beta-1,3-galactosyltransferase activity. The transcript has 2 exons.